Molecule: messenger RNA, 2991 nt
Organism: Lachancea dasiensis
Lineage: Eukaryota; Fungi; Ascomycota; Saccharomycetes; Saccharomycetales; Saccharomycetaceae
Source: the annotation of a GenBank genome assembly
AUGACUGAUACGAAUGUCCCUAAUUUCUUGGAUCGGAAGCCAGAUUUCACGAACGACACGCCAUUGGAUCGAUUUUUCGACGAAUUCCAAGCCGAGAUCAUCGCUAAGAUUUCCGAAGACCUUACAGUCUCAGUGUAUGCAGAGGCCGGUUUUGCGUCGAACGGAGAGUUUGUUAGUGAACUCCUGCGAAGACUGGAGCUUUUGAAUGGCGUGGUCCUGCAGUCCGCCAAGCAGACAGAAAACGCGGCGAAACUAGUACCAAUCUCGCUGCACGACAUGAAAUACUUUGACGUCCUGGUAAACAUGAUUGUGAUCCAUGGGGUUUACGCGAAUCUUCCCGCUGGAGUCGGAAUUCCGUUGAACCAGCGACGGAUUGACAGUUUUCGGAAGGCUGACAAAAAGUAUGUGGCCUGCAACGGUGGAGGAGACGGAGUUGCGGAGAGGCUCGGUAACCUGCGACUCGUGGUUGAAUGCCUUUGCAGGGUGCUGAGCUGUGCACCGCUAAAGGAGAAUGUCGUAGGGAGCCUGCUCCUGAAAGGUGCAGGUUACACAGACUUGGUCACCGCACUUGUGGUGCUCUGCUGCCAGAGCCUGCCGGAGCAUCUUCGCUAUUCUGCUAUGUUUGAUAAGAUGGAAGGGUUGCAAGAGACCUACCAGCUGUUCUCUCUUUAUUCAUUGCUGGUACAUACAACUAGUGACCAGCCCAUGCGUGAAUUUGUACUUUCUAAGCUCUCGACGCUGCCAGUUAGAAGAGAAAACGGGGUCAUAAGUCUGGUGGAUUUUGUCGUUGGGGUACGCGAGGACGAAGAGAUUGACUCGAGCAAGUACAAUCGUGUCAGUCAAAUUUUGGUUGCCAAGCCCAAAUCCAUGACCAGUGUGGAAUAUUUUACCAAGCUGUUCGGCCAGAUCUACGACGGGCUCACAUAUAUCAACAAACCUAUUCUGGUAAGCUGUCUGAGCCAUGUGCUGAAUGAAUUCUAUUUCAGAAAUAAAAGAAUAGUUCACGACUUUUUGUUCAAGAGGAUCGCCAGAGUUAUCUAUAACGAAGAUUUGCAAGAAAUUUCCGCAAAAGAAUUGAACAACACCUUCAACGUUUUGAUAUCGCUCUCUAAGAAUCCAGGCAUCGAGCUGACUCAUGACCUUGCCCAUUUUGGGACACACAAUUUCUACCUUACGUUGUGGAUUUACAGUUUGUUUUUGAAGAAAAAUCAGAAACUGCCACCGCAGAAUAAGACGGGCCCUCCCAGUAGUCAGUAUUGCAUGGUAGUUCUGUCUCUGUUGAGGACUUACUUAACGAUUAACUCUGAUUAUGCUGCAUUGAAUAUGAUUGUUGCAAACUUGGUCAAUUUUGAUCAUGAAAAAUGGGGAUAUGGCAUUGAUCUGGAGACUCAGCUACCUUACGUCAAGCUUCUAAAUCAUCCCGAUAUUGAACAAGAGUUGAAGACUCUACAGGUUGAUGACGCAAAAAAGCUACAAAAUGUUCAACAAGUAUUUCUAGACAUCGAUCUAGCUAUAGAACACUUUGUGGAGCUCUUAAAACUACUGAACGAACCCGAAGUGAUCAAAAAUGUCUUUCUGUCAGUGCUCAGCCGUUGGGUUGCGAGUACCAAGAAGGCUAAUGAGGGUGGCUUGUCGGCAGUGGGAGAAGACAUUCAAAAUAGCCUACUAGUCUUAGUAGACCUUAAGCUGAUGGAAAAAUUAGAUGAUACAUUCAAAAGCGAUAUUAUAAGAAAGCCCCGCGAUAUCCUGGCUAUGAUAGACGAUUUAUUCCAACUUCCUGAUGUAAAAGAAGAUCAGGGAGAGGAGAUAGUGCAUGAUUCGGAUGAUGAUGAUGAUGAUGAUGAUGAUGAUGAUGAUGAUGGCGAUAAUGAUGAAAAGGCAGACGCUAGCCGUGGCAAUCGGGACGAACUUUUCUACAACCCUGGCACCACGAGCGUCUACCUCACUCUUCUCAAAUUGCUAUCCGCCAUUCUAACCACAACUUCGUCCCGGGAAUUGCAUCAAUGCCAGGAUGUCUUGAACUCAGUCAAACUAUCCUUGGAAAAACGAUCGAACGACAGUGAGGCACAGUUACUUGCUCGCAAAAUCGAGAACAUAUUGGAAAGUGGUAACGUCAAGAAGGCAACUCUCGAGAUGCAUCGUUCCUUUGAUGAGCUGGACAAGGAUUACGAGUUUCUGCAGAAAGCCCUUGCUAAUAUGAAUGACGCUUUGGUUCCAAUUCGGGCUCAUGGUCUCUACGAAUUACGACAGUUGAUCGAGCGUAAGUCCCCUGUGAUCGAGUUGCAACGUGUAGUUGAGCUUCAUGUACGCCAAUUGCGCGACAAAGAACCCUUUGUUUAUCUUAAUGCAAUCAAGGGCCUAUCUGCGCUGUGCGAGCUCGAACCAGAAGAAACAGUGGGGUAUUUGGCGGAACUUUACGGCAACGAAAAUCCCGAAUCUAAAAGUGCUCUGUCUUUGGACGACCUACUAAAGAUCGGAGAGGUUUUGGUGACCUAUAUAAGAAAUCAGAAUGAGUUGUUCGGUGGGAAGUUGGCCCACCAGAUUGUCGCAAGGUGUGUGGAUAAGGUGCGACAGUACAAAAAGCUCGACGACCGCGUGCGGAUGUCUGCUAUGUCAAUUUUGGGUGUCUGCGUCGAAGUCAACGCUCUGGGGAUCCGCAACGAUAUUUCUGAUAUUUUAGACUGUGCCGUUGGGAUACUCCGAUUGGAGAGAACUCCAGAAUUGCAUCAGUCGACGCAGUACGAAGGCAUCAAAAUAACUGAAGACACCUCUAAAUUGCUGAGACGUAGCGCUAUACACCUUCUUAAAGAUCUUCUGCAGCAUGGUGGGGCUGAAUUACUCCCUGCGACCCUAUCCAUUUCACAGCUGCUCGGUUUAUUGAAUCACGUUAAGUCUACUGACCCGGACUAUUUAGUCUACGAGCAAGCUGAUGCACUGCUACAAUCCAUCGAAAGCAUGAAAACAGAAAUACACGAGCUAUCUUACCAUUAA